CGGAAGUUACACAAAUGUUUUCGUUCUGAACAAGCACAUGUCGUCGUAGUAUGUCUGUCAGAAAUAUGUCUACAGAUACAGUAGAAGGGCAGUUUGAUGAUGCUGACAUUGAAAGCUGUGUAAGUUCAUCAAACAACAAAAUAACAGAAACAGACAUAGUAGUUAAGGAUGAAGAUUGGGAUGAUGAUUUUGAUGAUGAUGAUGAUGAUGAUGGUGACUUAUAUGACUGGUAUGGAGAAACAGGAGAUUUCACAAAGAAAUACAAUGCAGCGGUAUCAAAUAGUCAACAGCCAAAUGCAUUUAGAAAUAAGCAAGUUAAGACAAAUACUACAAAGAACUUCCAGCCUGUAGAAAAGACAAUGAAGAAAUAUGUGGAUAAGAUAAACGUUGAGAAAUAUGCAGGACCACAACUGUCAAACAAAGCGAUGUCAGCAUUAGUAGAAAAAGGAAGGAAAAUGGACAAUGAAAGAUACAGAGGGAAAGACAAAGCUGAUAGAGCCACUGCAGAACAGGUUAUGGACAAGAGAACACGUUUAAUUCUCUUCAAAUUUCUAAGUAAAGGUAUUAUAUCGGAGAUCAAUGGUUGUAUCAGUACAGGGAAAGAGGCCAAUGUUUACCAUGCUACAGGAAAAGAUCAGGAUAUGGCUGUUAAGGUGUAUAAAACAUCAAUAUUGGUAUUCAAAGACAGAGACAAAUAUGUAUCUGGGGAAUUCAGGUUUAGACAUGGUUACUGUAAACACAACCCCAGGAAGAUGGUACAGACUUGGGCUGAGAAAGAAAUGAGAAAUCUGAUCAGGAUACAUCAAGCUGGUGUUUUAUGUCCAGAACCAAUAUUACUUAAGAGCCAUGUUUUGGUAAUGAGUUUUAUAGGUACAGAUGGCUGGCCAGCACCUCUAUUAAAAGACAGUGAUAUCUCAGAAUCUAAGGCUAGAGAGUUGUAUUUAGAGUGUAUACAUAUGGUUAGAACUUUAUAUCAUCAAUGUAAACUUAUCCACGCUGAUCUUAGUGAAUUCAAUAUGUUGUAUCAUAAUGGUAAUAUUUAUGUGAUAGAUGUAUCUCAGUCAGUAGAACACGAUCAUGUCCAUGCUUUAGAAUUCCUUCGGAAGGAUUGUACUAAUAUUACAGAUUUUUUUAGAAAGAAGGGAGUAUGUACAUUGACCGUAAAAGAAUUAUUUGAUUUUGUAACAGACAUUACAAUUAAUGAAGAUAACAUUGACCAUUAUUUGGAACAAGCUAUGACCUUGACCUCUACUAGAUCACAUGAUGAUGUCACAGAACAACAGAAAAUAGAUGAACAGGUUUUCAAGAAUUCUUACAUUCCUCGGACACUGGAUGAGGUCAUUGAUUAUGAAAGAGACUUUAUAAAGGCACAGAAGGGAGAUUCUAACAAUCUAUUGUACCAAACUGUAACAGGAUUGAAGGCAGAUUUAACAGGGCCACAACAGAGACCAAAAUUAUUAGAAAAUGCAGAUGACUGUAACAGGUUACAAGAAGACAUAGAGAGUAACAAGGACAGUGCUUCUGAUAGUGAUACAGAAUCAUCAGAGAAUGAAAAUGAUGAUCAGAGUGAAUCUAGUAAUAAAACUAAAUCUUACAGACCUCGAGAGGAAUCACCUGAUAGUAAAAGGGAAAGGAAAAAGAUAAUCAAAGAAGAACAAAGAGAAAAGAGGAAAAACAAAAUUCCUAAACAUGUGAAGAAAAGAAAAGAAAAAAGUGGCAGUAAAAAUACAAAAAAAGGAAAAACUUGAAUCUAUAAAAUUGUUUUGUCAUAUUGCUGAAAGAUGGACUUAUAAUGUGCUUGUGUUGGCCGAAAAUCUCAUGGAAUAUUGUUGAUAUUUAAAUUUGAAAAGAAGUGGGUUAUGAUAUAAGAUUAUCAUGUCAAUUUUCAGAAUAAUUGUUAAAUCAUGUCAGAAAAAAUAUAACUGAUUUCAUUGAAAGGGUAUUUUGGCAGUGUCCAUCACUUGGCAUUUGAUGUUUGUCUGUCAUGAACUAGUCAAAACUCUAUUUUAAAAUGAUCUGAUAAAUAUUUUUUUAUAUCUCACUUGGACCUUUUAGAACAUUAAUUAUAAAAAUAAGAGCAUGUGGUAUGAUUGCCAAUGAGACAACUCUUCACAAAUGACCAAAUGACACAGAAAUUAACAACUAUAGGUCACCGUACAGCCUUCAACAAUGAGUAAAACCCAUACCUCAUAGUCAGCUUUAAAAGGCCCCGAAAUGACAAAUGUAAAACAAUUCAAACGAGAAAACUAACGACCUGACUUAUGCACAAAACAAUGAAUGAAAAACAAAAAUGAUAUACAGCAACAAAUGACAACCACUGAAUUACAGGCUCCUGUUUGGGACAGGCACAUACAGAAUGUGGCGGGUUAAACAUGUUAGCAGGUGUCCAACCCUUCCCCUAACCUGGGACAGUGGUGUAACAGUACAUCAAAUGAACAAACUAUAAAAAUCAGUUGAAAAGGGCUUACCUCAUCAUAUCGAUACAAAGCACAAAUACAAGUAACAAAAACACAGAGUGGAUGUGGCAGUGUACGUAUACAUCCCCACAACAUAAGACACUAAGUACAGGUCUGAGAGUACUCUCAGUUGCUGACAGCUAGUUCAAAGCCAAUAACAACUAAUAAAAAAAAUUAUGCAUCUAAGACUAAAAUAUCAAUCAGUACACAUCCAACAUCCAAUGGAUUUAGUGUAAAGAUGUCAUUAACAGUCAGAGAAAAACAUGACCUUGUGCAAUGCCAAGAUACAGGUAUCGACAGAUUGUAGAGCCAUGAAAGUGCAUAUGUAUAUAAAAUAAUAUUUAGUUUGAUUUUAAUUUACUGAUAACAAAAUCAAUAUGAAUACCAAUAAAAACAAUAUUCAAAGAUCUUAUUAUAGUGUUGAAUUGGUAACCUUUUAGAAUAAGUUUAUUUAAAGGAUCGAUAAGUUUACCCGGAUCGUAUCUAAAUUUCAAGGCUUGUUAAACAACAUCUCCGUAAAAAUAAGAAUGUGCUAUUCAGCUUAAAAAUAAGUUUUCUACAGGUACAACCAAACUUCCAAACCAAAUAUUUAUAUCUUUGGAAGAAUUUAGUAAAGGUUUUUAGUAAUUUGUGGUAACAAAAUCCCUAAGCAUAUGUUAUCUAUCUGUCAGUUAACUGAAAUCACUUAGCCAAUUAGAGCUAUUAUAUCAAUCCAUGUUGACUUGCUUGUAAAUUUGCUUUGUUAUUAAGAUUGACAUCUGAAGACAAUAGAUAGGUGGAGUUAAAGUCAACCUUUCAUAAGUGCUUCAAAAUUCAUUGUAUAACAGGGACAUCUAGAUUGAAACUGAAAUUGCAAUAUUAUAAGAAAUUAUGAAAAUUUGCUAAAUUUAUACCACUUUUUUCUUGCAACUAUGACUGUGUUUACUGAUGGUGAGGGUGAUAGAGCAAACUGCUAUUUGAUUUAUUAUACUGAAUGUGCUGUUAUUAUUGUCUUUUAAGAUAUUGAUUUUAAAUUAAAAUCCUUGUCUUUUAAA
This is a messenger RNA of Mytilus californianus (California mussel), 3490 nucleotides long. Its product is annotated as serine/threonine-protein kinase RIO1-like. Bases 51 to 1748 code for a protein of 565 amino acids. The record is from RefSeq and is a predicted model, not a curated record. The transcript is spliced from 17 exons. Lineage: Eukaryota; Metazoa; Mollusca; Bivalvia; Mytilida; Mytilidae. Gene Ontology annotation, molecular function: protein serine/threonine kinase activity; ATP binding. Gene Ontology annotation, cellular component: preribosome, small subunit precursor; cytosol. Gene Ontology annotation, biological process: maturation of SSU-rRNA.